Messenger RNA from Purpureocillium lilacinum, 1938 nucleotides. RefSeq lists its product as uncharacterized. Gene Ontology annotation, molecular function: protein binding. Lineage: Eukaryota; Fungi; Ascomycota; Sordariomycetes; Hypocreales; Ophiocordycipitaceae. The record is from RefSeq and is a predicted model, not a curated record.
AUGGCGAGCCGCAACGAGGAGCUCCUGAAACGACCGCUUUACGUCUACGACCUGCCGGGAGAGGUCCUGGAGACGCUGACGCUCAAGGCCGACUCAGACUCAGUAGUCGUGCCCGAGCCGGAAGUGUCGCGCUCACCAAAGGACAAGAGCCCAAACGCCUCUACCGAUAACCUCGUCGGCUCGCAGGCCUGCUCACUCUGCGGGCUGACGUUUGCCACCCUGCUGGACCAGCGCAGCCACCUCAAGUCGGACCUGCACCACUACAACCUCAAGCAGAAGCUUCGCGGCCUGAAGCCCGUCUCGGAGACUGAGUUUGAGAAGCUGAUAGGCGACCUGGACGAGUCCCUGUCCGGGUCCGAUUCCGAUGACUCCGAAGACGAGGAUGAGGAUGGGCGGCAGGAGUCUACGCUGACGGCGCUGCUCAAGAGGCAGGCGAAGCUGGCUGACAAGAGGGGUGACGCGGAGGACGAUGAGAAUGAUGAUGAAAACGCAAUGCGCCGCCGGAACAAGUCCAAGCCACCUCUCAUAUGGUUCAGCUCACCAGUCCUGCCCGAGAAGUCGUAUUUCGGGCUCUACCGGGCAAUCCUGACGGGGCAAGAGCUACGAAACACAGAUCUGGUCGACGUGCUACGAAAGAAACAGGUUGAGCCCAUAUCCGUACCGAAGCCGGCCAAGGAUGGAACUCUGCCGCCCAUAGCCUACAAGGGGCCUCACAUCUUCUUGUGCAUGAUCGGCGGCGGCCACUUUGCCGCCAUGGUCGUCUCCCUCGCGCCUCGGCCAUCCAAGUCGGGCACCACCAUGAACCGCGAAGCCACCGUCUUGGCCCACAAGACGUUCCACCGAUACACGACCAGGCGGAAGCAAGGCGGCUCGCAGUCCGCAAACGACAGCGCCAAAGGCGCCGCGCAUUCUGCCGGUUCAAGCUUGCGCAGGUACAACGAGCAAGCUCUAGUCGCCGACGUGAGGGCUCUCCUGCACGACUGGAAGGCUCUCCUGGAUACGUCUGAGCUGCUCUUCAUCCGCGCCACGGGGACGACGAACCGCAGGACGUUGUUUGGGCCCUACGAGGGCCAGGUAAUCCAGCACAACGACACGCGCAUACGCGGCUUCCCAUUCAGCACGAGGAGAGCCACGCAGAAUGAGCUCAUGCGAUCGUUCAUCGAGCUCACGCGCCUCAAAGUCCGAGAGAUUGACCCGGAGAAGGAGGCCAAGGAGACGGAGCCGGCCGCGACUCCGACAAAAGCAGCCAGCCCAAAGCCAUCGAAACCAAAGCUAUCGGAAGAGGAAGAGACGGCAUUGCUGCACACCUCCCAGCUACAAGCAUUCAUCCGAAGAUCAAAACUACCCGCACUCCUCUCUUACCUCACCAACAACGGCCUGACCGCAGACUUCGAGUUCCAGCCCAAGGAGCAGAACCACCACGCGCCCCGGCCGCUGCACCUCGCCGCCGCGCAAAAUUCGUCUCCGCUCGUCCUCGGCCUCUUGACCAGGGGAGGCGCAAACCCGCUGCUCAAGAACGCCGAGGGCAAGACGCCGUUUGAGCUCGCCGGCGACCGGUCCACGCGCGACGCCUUCCGCGUUGCCCGAUCCGAGCUCGGCGAGGGGAAGUGGGCGUGGGACGACGCCAAGGUCCCCGUCGCAAUGACCAAGGCGGAGGCGGAGAAGCGCGACGAGCGGGAGAAGCAGGACGCGGAGCGCAAGGAGGCGGACCGGCGGAAGGCCGAGGAGGAGCGGCUGCGUAAGGAGGGGCCGCAGGUUGUUGAUAGUAAGACGACUCGCGGGGGCACGACCCUGGCCGCUGGAAUGGCGAAGACGGCGCAGGAGAAGAGAGAAGAUGAGGCGAGGGGUCUCACGCCGGAGAUGAGGAUGAAGCUGGAAAGAGAGAGGAGAGCCAGGGCGGCGGAAGAGCGACUGCGGAGGAUGAAGGGCGGGGCGUAA